AUGGCGACAACGUCUGCCACGUGCCACUGGCACCAUGAAUCUGCUCCUGGUCCUCAUCCUGCUGGCCCUGUGCCGGCCCACGCAGGGUACCUGGGACAACUGUGGCGCGUUGUGGGGGGCACAGACGCCCGUCCAGGGGCCUGGCCAUGGAUGGUCAGCAUCCAGCAAACCUGGUACACCGACUGGACUCAUGUGUGCGGAGGGUCCCUCAUCAGCGCCCAGUGGGUCCUGACUGCAGCCCACUGCUUCCUCGAACUCAGGCCCGAACUCCUCUGGCGUGUGGUGAUCGGGGCCAACCGGCUGGCUCAGAUGGGCCCGGAGGUCCAGGUGCGCCACAUCCAGCGGCUCGUGAUCCACGAGCACUAUAACAACAUCUCGCAGCUGAACGACAUUGCCUUGCUGGAGUUGGAUCACCCAGUCCAGUGCAGCUACUAUGUACAGCUGGCCUGUGUGCCCGACGCCUCACUGAGGGUGUCGGAGCUGAAAAACUGCUACGUCAGUGGUUGGGGCUCCACGAAUGCAAGAAGUUCCCGACAACCUGAUGUCCUGCAGGAGGCCCCCGUCCACCUCCUGGACACCCACCUCUGUAACAGCAGCCGGUGGUACGCAGGGGCCGUCCACAGCAACAACCUGUGUGCUGGCUAUGCCUACGGGCUCAUCGACACCUGCCAGGUAGGAGGGUGCCCCCAGCCUGGCCCCAGCAGCACAGGAGCCCUCUCACUGCUGCCACGCACACCCCGGCACGGGCUCUGAUGGGCCAGUCGCCCUCCUGUCGCCGCUGGCUCC
This is a messenger RNA of Calidris pugnax (ruff), 786 nucleotides long. Its product is annotated as acrosin-like. Gene Ontology annotation, biological process: acrosome reaction; proteolysis. The coding region runs from base 1 to 753 and encodes 250 amino acids. NCBI's taxonomy places the organism in Eukaryota, Metazoa, Chordata, Aves, Charadriiformes, Scolopacidae. The record is from RefSeq and is a predicted model, not a curated record. Gene Ontology annotation, molecular function: serine-type endopeptidase activity. The transcript is spliced from 4 exons.